Messenger RNA from Saccostrea cuccullata (small rock oyster), 1932 nucleotides. RefSeq lists its product as uncharacterized. Bases 1 to 1554 code for a protein of 517 amino acids. The transcript is spliced from 4 exons. The record is from RefSeq and is a predicted model, not a curated record. Lineage: Eukaryota; Metazoa; Mollusca; Bivalvia; Ostreida; Ostreidae.
AUGGUAUUGCGCUGUGCGUGGGGAACCUGUAAUGUUGAUGAGAGAUAUCCUGAGAGGUUACAGAACGGUGUUAAGCUUAUUUUGUUCCCAAAACCGAAAACUAAUCUCCAGAAAUGUCUUCGGUGGAUCAAGGCCUGCGGACGUCCACACGAACAGUUGAACAUUCAGAGAAUAAACAAACACAAAGCUGUUUGUUCAAAGCAUUUCGUGGGAGGUAAUGGACCAACUGUGGAAUUUCCUGACCCAUUACAAGCUGAUGGAUCAGCUGUUCGACCAACCAGGCCACUUCGCAAACGGUCUAGCACAUACGCUGAGAGUAACCCAGUUUCAAAGAAAAAAAGAAUUCUAAGUACAACAGAUAUAGAAGAACAUGGAGAAGAUGUGAACUCAACAACAGAAACUGAAACGUCAAACAACAUCAACAGUAGUAGCAACAUAUCUGUACAAACAGAAGAACCUUGGAUUUCUCCAAUUGAGAUGUUUGCAAUGGCCACAGAGCUACACAUGUUAAGAGAAAAAGAGACGCAGUACGAAGCUACAAUCUGCACUCUGAAAGAGGAAAUAAAGGAACUUAAAGACAAACUAUCAUCUGAGGAUCAGAAGCCAUCGUUUGGAGUCGACGAAGUGAUAAGAAGAGAGGGAAAAUUGAAAAAUUUGUUUAAAUAUUACACUGGCAUUGUAUAUAUAAGAUUUGCUGGUCUCUUGGCAUUUUUAGUUUCAGAUGAAUCCUCAGUAAAUUAUGAAAAAGGUCGAAAAGACAUUAAAAAGUUGUCACUGCAAGAUGGACUCUUUUUAACUUUAUGUAGACUGAGACAUAACUUUGGUUUGAAAGAUUUGUCAGUUAGGUUCAAACUAUCACUGCAGUCAUCUGGAAUUGUAUUUAAUACUUGGAUUUCAUUGAUGUAUUAUAAGUUGGGCCAACUUUGUAUUUGGCCUCAUUGUGAUGUUAUUAUUAAUAACAUGCCUAAAGAUUUUAAAAAUGAUUACCCCACUACUUUGGUAAUUAUUGAUGGUACUGAAUUUAGAACACAAGCACCAUGUGCACUUGGUUUGCAAAGUCAGCUUUACAGUGAUUAUAAGUCUAGUACUACUUUGAAAGCUUUAAUUGGUUGUGAUCCAAAUGGUUCAGUGAUUUUUGCAUCCGAAUUGUUUACAGGAUGUAUAUCAGAUAAACAAAUUUGUGAACAGUCUGGAUUUUACAAUGUUCUUGAAUCACUAAAAUUAAAAGGUUAUGUAAAAGAUGGGGAUGCUAUUAUGGCUGAUAAAGGGUUUACUAUUAGAGAGGAAUUAAGUAAUUUAAAUUUGGUAUUGAAUAUUCCACCAAUGGCUUCUUCAACAUGCCAGAUGUCAGUUUCAGACACUGUGCUUACUGAGAAGAUUGCUAAGCAUCGUGUGCACAUUGAAAGACUUAUCGCAAAGGUUAAAAUUUACAAAAUGCUUUCUGUUCGCAUUCCUACAUCAUUAUUUAAAAACAUUAACAAAAUUUGGUCUGUAUGUUGUCACUUGACACUAUUUCAUGAUGUGUUUGUAACAGACAGUAAACAUGGUAAAUAGUCUACUUUUUUUACGAGUUAAGCAUUUCAGUGUAUUGACACAUAUCAUUGACUUUGGCAUUUAACUUGUGAUGCGGAUAAUUUAUAUACAUCAUUUAAAAAUUAUUAGCAAAUUUUCCAACUGCAUUUAUAUUUAAAUAUUUAUUGUGGUUAUUGUAAACAUGUACCUGAUAUGACAGUAUUGAGCCUAUCUGCACAUCACCAAGGGGGGUGUUUACUAAUGGGUGAUCUGCAGACACAGUAUAUUCCAGAGGGGUUCCUUUUAGUGAACUCAGCUGCAGUAUGUCAUUUUUGGACACUUUGGGUAGACUGAUAUUAAAAUAUGACGUAUGAAUUAAUAUUUUUUCAAGUUGUGAUUUUUUUGUACAUUAUUAUUAUU